Molecule: messenger RNA, 915 nt
Organism: Fusarium subglutinans
Lineage: Eukaryota; Fungi; Ascomycota; Sordariomycetes; Hypocreales; Nectriaceae
Product: uracil catabolism 4
Exons: 2
Source: RefSeq, a predicted model, not a curated record
ACUACCCGUCCUGCUUCUCAUCUUCUGCACCUUUCGUUCCACCCUACUGUGGUCGAGAUGUCACAGCCAAAGGGAUCAACCCCGCAGGGGCUUGACUGUUUCAGCUAUCUCCCAAUGGAACUCAACGUUCAAAUCAUGCUGUUUCUUGAUCUAGAAGGGCUAUUGUUGCUGACGAGAGCUUCGCCCACCGCAUGGCAGCAUUUCCGAGCAGGUCACACCUUGAUCCUGAAACCCAGACUUCCUUUGAUUUACAGCCACUAUGGACACCCAGCGGCCAUUCCAUUAGUAAUUCUUCUGACGCGUCUUCAGAGGCUGCGUACCAAACUCAACUCGAAGCCCAGAGCAGAGUUAGAGAGCAGCCUCGAACCCAUCCUCAACUCUAUUCUUUCUCGAGACUGCAUGGAAAUGCCACACGAAUGGGAAUCGAAUUUGCCCAUCUUGGCGACUGUGGCGGGUCUGGUACCGGAGCUUUGCAAUGCCUUUGAGAGAUUGGACACGGUAUAUCUGGGACCAGAGACAUCACUCUACAGAUGGCCUCAACGACAGACAUGGAUCUUUGUCGAGUCAUUUCUACGAUUUGAGUGCUUUUGCAAGAUUUCCUACUGGCGAAAGGGAUUCUUAUUCAAGAAGAGAUUUUACUUUAAAUAUAUCUUCUUGAAACCCUUUCAUGCCAAUACCCCGUUCAGUACCAGCGACUUGAGUCGAUGGGGCCAAGUUGAAGGUCUUGACGAAACCACCGACCUACACUUGAAUCUGUUAAAAACAAUUGGUUUUGAAUUCAAUGCACCAGAGGAGUCUUGUGUUCAAUUUGCAGCGGUCCUUAAUACUGUGCGAGAUUCACUGGCCUUGAAAGCCCCAAGAACCGCAAAGUCUGGGAAACACCCUCCUUACGCACCUCUUGGGCCUGAGACCUAG